This is a messenger RNA of Ceratitis capitata (Mediterranean fruit fly), 1223 nucleotides long. Its product is annotated as myosin heavy chain kinase B. The record is from RefSeq and is a predicted model, not a curated record. The transcript has 4 exons. Gene Ontology annotation, molecular function: protein binding. Lineage: Eukaryota; Metazoa; Arthropoda; Insecta; Diptera; Tephritidae. Bases 240 to 1121 code for a protein of 293 amino acids.
AAUAAUUUUGAGAUAUUUUGCGGAAGGCUUUUGUGACGUCUUGAGAGAAACUUCACCUAAGAAUAGUGUAUAAUAAAGCUAUAAAUAAAGGGAAAGAGCGUCGAGAAUUUGUGUUUCCAAAGCAAUAUAAAGAGUAACGAGUGAAGUGAAUCUCUAUAAUAAAUAUAUAUAUAAAUUUAUAAAUUACAAUAUAUAUAUAUUUUAAAUAAUAUAAUAUCUGCAAUUGAACUGCUCAACAAAUGGCCAAGAUAGAAAAGGAAUCAACGGAAAAACAUGAGGGGGACAUCACCUGCUUGGCCUAUUACAACAAUCAAGUUUUUUCUGGUGGCGCCGAUGGCAAAAUAAAAAUUUGGGAUAAUGAUUUGAAUCUAAUUAAGAACGUGGACGCACAUGAAGCUUACAUUUAUGCCAUGGCAAUAAAUGAACGUAACGGUAAUCUUUACUCCAGUAGCUGUGAUGGAUGUGUGAAAUUUAUGUCCCCGCCAUACCAACAAACGGAGCAACUUUUCUGUUGUGAGGAUGCCAUACAGGCGAUGUACUGUGACGGCGAGACGCUAUAUACGGGCGAUGAAAAGGGCGUGGUUACAAAUUGGGUUGAUGAUAAAAUCAAAUUUAAAUAUAAUCUUGUUGAAGAGGUUAAAUCAUUGGCGGCAGAGAAAUCUUUGAUAUACACUGUAAGAGAUCUGGAUGUUGUCGUUUCGGAUAUGAUAGCUGGUAAAUCGGGCAAAUAUAGUAAUAAAGCUGUGCUGCCGGGUAAAUCUCCGUUGGCAUUGGUUGGUCCUGUAAUCGAUGAUAAGCGUACAUUCCUUGCGUUUGCCGAUCGCACGGGCAAGGGGCUGUCAUUUGUGAAAAAUUUGCCGCAACAGAAAUUCGAAAAUGUGUGGAAUUUACCGGAUUGCCACGAGUUGAUCAUUCAAGCGAUUUGCGGUGAUGAGAAAUGCCUUUAUAGUGGCGGCUAUGACAACAAAGUUAAAGGUUGGACGAAUUUCGAUCAGUCAUCACCGAAAGCACUCGGUGAAGUGGAAGUUGGCAGUUGUGUGAAUGCUCUUGUUUGUGGCACUAAUAACCAUGUAUAUAUUGGCACUUCGGAUGGCAUUGUGCGGAGGGCGACAUUUCUUUGAACCAGUAAGAGUAAUAUAGCUUUCGGCUGUGCUCGAGGAAUAAUAAGUAAAUACUGCCAAAUAAGUUAAAUUAAAGUGAUUUUAUAUGCAAUGGUAAAGUAU